AUGGCUGAAGAUGGUUUGCCAAAUAUUUACUCUCAUCCUCCAAAAGAAAACAGUAAAACAACUGAAGCAACCAUUUUCUUUGGGGCUGACAACACUAUUUCUAGAACAGAAACAUCUAUUACUUCAGAAGGAGACCACAUUACUUCAGUAAAUGACUAUAGGCCAGAAAGUGAUUUCUCAACAACUACAGGUAACAAACUUCCAUCUCCAAAGGAAAGAAUAAAAUCAGAAGAUGAUGUUGAACCCCAUGUGAUCAAGCCAACAAUCCAUCUGGAGAAAGAAAUUACCACUCUGACAGGCACUGCAAACUCUAUGGCUAAUGACUCCAUUAUUGGAAAUCUCAUUCCUGUGAAAAUCGGUAAUAACUCACCACCAGUUGCUACUGUUUCUUUAAUAGAUUUUUCUACUAAUACAGCAGAAAAAGAUAUUCCCUUAGACAACGUUGAUCCAAGAGAUAAAAAUGUGUUAAUAACUUCUGAAGUCUCGAGCACACUAAGUGAAAGUGUCAUCAGCUUUACUAACAGCCCUGUGCUUCCAGCUAAGAAGAAUGGACCUGAUACUGAUAACAGCAGUUCUUCAGUUAAAUCCAAUAUCGCUGAUAAUGAGGCUAUCCAGAUCACUGAUUCCUCUACUCCUGAGGCUAAAAAAUCUCCCACCACUACUGAAAAUAACCUCACUAUUCCAGACAUAACCAUCCUUACAGAACAGAAAAUAACUGAAAUUGAUCUAAGUCUUCCAGAGGACACCAGUACUGCUCCUCAACUAAUGGAAUCUGAUGAAGAAAAGCUCAUCACUGUGUUUGAACUCACUACCACUGCAGAAAGAGACAAAGACAACUCAGAAGAUACUCUGCUAACCAAUGCAGACUCUGUGGAUGGAGUCAAUGUCUGGAUGGAGAAAGGGAGUGCAAAUGAAGCUGAGAGCCAUCCCAUUUUGCUUACUGCUGUUGAAUCCAGAUACGAUUUUGUUGUUCCCGCAUCAGCAGCUACAAAUGUCAUGGAAGAUUUUUCUGAAAAUAAUAGAACAGAAUCUGAGGCAUUUUCAGGAACUACUCCUGUUUUGGAUUCCCCAAACAACAAGGAAGAGACUUUUACAAACGAAAUGGGUGUCUUUAAGCUACUCAAAGAAGAUCCAGAUGAGUUCCUGAUUUGA
This is a messenger RNA of Condylura cristata (star-nosed mole), 1152 nucleotides long. RefSeq names its product calcium-binding protein, spermatid-specific 1 (gene CABS1). The coding region runs from base 1 to 1152 and encodes 383 amino acids. Gene Ontology annotation, cellular component: motile cilium; mitochondrial inner membrane. Gene Ontology annotation, molecular function: calcium ion binding. Lineage: Eukaryota; Metazoa; Chordata; Mammalia; Eulipotyphla; Talpidae. Gene Ontology annotation, biological process: spermatogenesis. The transcript has a single exon. The record is from RefSeq and is a predicted model, not a curated record.